AUGUACAACUCUAUUGUUAAAGCUGUCAGGAAAACGAUAUCUGCAGAUAAACAAAGAUUUGAAAAUGAAACCUAUGACUUGGAUCUUACAUAUAUUUGUGAAAGAGUGAUUGCAAUGUCAUUUCCAGCAGAUGGAGUAGAAAGCGCAUAUAGAAACUCGAUUCAUGAUGUAUCUCAAAUGUUAAACGAACAUCACAAGGAUCAUUACAAAAUAUUCAAUCUUAGUGAAAGAAAAUAUGAUUAUGGCUUAUUCAAUAAUAAUGUUUAUGAUUGGUGUGGAUUUCCAGAUCACCAUGCUCCUCCAUUGGCUUUAUUAUUUAAAAUUGUCACUUCCAUGUAUAAUUGGUUAAGUGAAGAUUCACAAAAUGUAGCAAUAGUACAUUGUCUUGCUGGAAAAGGGAGAACAGGAACUGUAAUUGCAUGUUUAUUAUUAUAUGGUGGAUUAUUUGAUAAUUCAGAGGAUGCAAUGAGAUAUUUUGCAGUCAAGAGAUCAUCGAAUAACUUUGGUGUCACGGGACCAUCCCAAAUCCGAUAUACACAAUACUUUUCCAAUAUUUAUUUUGGCAAUCAAGCUCCAAAUCAAAAAGCCUUAUUUUUAAGAUCGAUUACAAUGCACACAAUUCCAAAGUUUUUCUUGGGACCAUUAAAACAAGGAGUAUGUCCAGUAUUAAAUAUAUAUUCAGCAACACAAAAAGGAUUAAGAAUAUUUUCGAGUGCGCCAAUGGAUGGCGAUACCAAAGAGACACGAACCUAUCUAACAGGCAAUGCUACGCUGGUGUUUGAAGUGCGAAAGGUGGUGCGAGGAGACAUAUUGGUUGUGUUUUCACACAUCUCACCAUUCUAUCGGGUCGAGCAGAUUGCCCGGUUCAACUUCCACACGGGGAUGUUCCAAAUGCCAACACUUAUCCUGCGCAAGUCUGAGCUUGACGGUGCCGACGGUGACAAGCGGUUCUCGAAUGACUUUCACUUUAAACUCGAGUUUGAGGACACUGUCAACCCGCUCACCGAACAGCAGAACCUCAUGUACCAAAAGGAGAUCAAAAAAGAGAUCAAGUGGAUUAUACACGAGAGCAAACGUGCGCCACGCAACGGAUCAAUCCUCUUCUUUCCCAAAAACAACUCUGAAAAAAUCAAGCAGGCCAAGGACAUUGCAAGCAAACAGGGCUCAGCCGGUGUCCACAGCGGUUACCUCUUUAAAAAAGGACACAACUUUAAGAAUUGGCGAAGACGUUGGUUUGUGCUCAAAGACAACGCAUUGGCGUACUACAAGUCGCCCAAGGAUGCCACACCUGCCGGCACCAUCCCCAUAGCAGAGAUUGAAAACAUAUUGAUGGGUGACGAAACCUCGGUGCGAGAGGGAUUCGUACAUUGCUUCCAAUUGAUCACAACGAAAUCACAGUAUUUUAUAGCAGCAGAGAAUGAAAGAGAUUUGGAAGAAUGGGCCGAAGUAUUAAGAUCUGUCAAGCGAUUGGUACAAGAAAGUGGUAGACUCUUUAUCGAGAUUUUAGAAGCCAAAUAUACGAUCGAUCCCAAUAUUAUGGACUCUGCAUCCAACUCGUUGCUCGAAUCAACACACGAAAUAGAUAUGAUCACCUAUGUCACGUUGAGUUUGGGUAAAAAGCGCGAUAUUACCUCUUACCAAUCCAUCAAAUACAACCCCACCUUUCAAUACGCAGGUGAUUUUAUAAUCUAUGACUCUACACCUGCCGACCUCACCAUUGGACUCUGGUUCCGUUCCAGUACAUUAAAUGUUCGAGAUACCCUCGUUGCCGAACUCCACAUACCACAUGCUCAACUCUCUCAACCACUUCUCACCGAAUUUAGACCAUUCAACAGGAUUUAUACAAGUUUCUUGAAAGAUUUAUCUAUUAAAUUUGGUACUGCUUAUAAAUCAACAGAAGAUUUAAAUUUAUAUGAAUCAAAAUCAUCUUUAAAUUCAUCUUCAACAUCUACAGCAUUUGGAUCGUGGCAAGAGAAAUCAAUGGCAGAACCUAAAAAUUUCCUUGGAAAGGCAAGAAGAAAUACAGGUGGUGCUGAAAACAGUGCAGAUGAUAUGGUGUAUACAAUCGAAUCGGAUGGUAGCAAUAUUUAUAAUGGUGAUGAUUUUAACUAUUACCUCAAUGUUUCAAAUGAUAAUAAUAAUAAUCAAAAUAAUAAUAAUAAUAAUAAUAACAAUCAAAAUAAUAAUAAUAAUAAUAACAAGACAUCGACAACAUCUACAGGUGAUUAUCGAAAAAUAAGAGAACAACAACAACAAUUAGAAGACACUAUGCUUUCAAUUCACAAUUCCAACUGGAACAGUCAAGAGCAUGAUUUGGACGCUUUAACAAAUGAAUUGAUUGAUGAAUUUGAAAAGAAUGUAUUGGUAAUGGAUGACGAUGGUAUUGAUCACCCAUUAAAACAAUAA
Messenger RNA from Cavenderia fasciculata, 2406 nucleotides. RefSeq names its product pleckstrin domain-containing protein. Gene Ontology annotation, biological process: protein dephosphorylation. The coding region runs from base 1 to 2406 and encodes 801 amino acids. Gene Ontology annotation, cellular component: cytosol. The transcript has 7 exons. NCBI's taxonomy places the organism in Eukaryota, Evosea, Eumycetozoa, Acytosteliales, Cavenderiaceae. The record is from RefSeq and is a predicted model, not a curated record. Gene Ontology annotation, molecular function: protein tyrosine phosphatase activity; phosphatidylinositol-3,4,5-trisphosphate 3-phosphatase activity.